This is a messenger RNA of Lycium barbarum (goji berry), 755 nucleotides long. RefSeq lists its product as uncharacterized. NCBI's taxonomy places the organism in Eukaryota, Viridiplantae, Streptophyta, Magnoliopsida, Solanales, Solanaceae. The transcript is spliced from 2 exons. The record is from RefSeq and is a predicted model, not a curated record. The coding region runs from base 42 to 428 and encodes 128 amino acids.
UAUACUAGCUAGUGCUAAGCAUUACUAUUACGCAAAGAAAAAUGUUAAGCAGAAUGGCAUUGGAUGAACUUUUCGACCUCGACAUGGCUUUGACUAUACCAGAGCCUGAAAUUUCUGUCUGUAACAAUAACAGCCACAUGAAACCAAUGACGGAUGUUUCUUUCGCCCAAAUUGUUCGUGAAAUGCCUGCAGUUGACGUGGUUGGUAACGUUUGUACAGUGUGCAUGGAAAGUUUCGAAUCGAGUGUUGCUGCCAAACAAGUCGCUUGUGGGCAUGUUUUCCAUUCAUAUUGUCUUACCAACUGGCUUUCCCUUCACAACUCUUGCCCUCUUUGCCGGUUUCAAGUCACUGUCAGCCAGCAAAUACCUCUAUUGUUAGAAAUUUGUGGUAUCUCAAAAGGUGCGCAGGGAGACAGACUUGAUUCAUAGCUACAUUCUCAGAGACUACAUAGCAGAGCUCCACUUCAUUCGGAGCUACAGCUUUUGGGUACUUAUUAUUUUGUGUAUAAAAUCAUGGGCAGAGCGGGGUCCUGUCCCUCUUAUGUGAUUUGUUAUACUCUUCUUAGAGGCUCGUAGACAUGUGUAUAUGGUUAGAUAUGUCUGGCCUUGUCGGUCUAUGUUUUGUGUAUCGUUUUGAUAGCCUUGUCGGCUCAUGUACAUUGACAUGGUAUAGAUGCCAACCAUGAUAUGAAAUCAUUGUCGUCUGAUGGUACUAGCACGAAUGAUGAAUAGAAAUGUAUGUUUAAUUAUGUGGCU